UAAAGAAAAGUAGAGGAAGAAUAGUCACGUUACUUAUUUAUGCGAUUCAGGUAAAUCCAAAUCGUAUGUAAACAGACGCCAUGGACCAACUUCUUUUUGCGUCUUUCUUUUUUUAUGAGUGUAUUCAUUUUAAAGCGACAUAGAAACAAGGCAUUUCUUUAAAACGAAUUGAUCACUUGUUUAUCUUUUCAUAUCGAAAGAAAUCCAUUGAACAGCUACAUUUCUCUGGGUGGGUUCAUCUUCUGUCUGUCUCUUUUACUCACUAUGUCUGUCCAAAUGAUAAUUCAUGAUUGUUGCAAGUACUAGACUUAAAGUAACCCUGCCUUUCUAAGUAUUCAUUAUUAUCAUCAAAUCAAAAUAAAAUCCCGCAAGAAAAAAAAAGGAGAUGGACGAUCGAUAAAGAUGUAUAGAUGAUACUUGUUCUUCUUUCCUUCACUUUUUCCAAAUGAAAGUAUUGAUUUGUAAUGACGAUGGCCCACCUAGUUGGGAAGAAUCUCCUUUUAUUUUACCUUUUGUCCAACACUUGGAGAGUCUCGGUUGGGAAGUCAAAGUAUGCUUACCAGACAGUCAAAAGUCCUGGAUCGCCAAGUCCUUUCUGAUCAAGGACGAGAUCUACCUUCGAUACUUCAACAGAAUCACACAACAAAUAACUGUCGAGAAAGAAAACGAGAAUGACUUUUUCUUGUUAAGUGGGACACCUGCUACGUGUGUCAAUAUUGCUCUGAAUCAUCUAUUCCGAGACCAAGCGUUUGAUCUUGUUAUCAGUGGGCCUAAUUUCGGUAGAAACUUUUCAAACCUAUUUACGUUAGCUUCAGGCACAGUAGGUGCUGCUACAGAAGCCGUCCUCAAUCAUCAAAAAGCAGUAUCUGUGUCUUUUUGUUUCUGUAAUAAGCGCCCUGAAUGUAUUCAAAACUGUUGUGAAACAGCCAGCGACAUCAUAGAGCAUCUUGUCAAGCUGGAUACUCCAUGGCCAUCACUCGGUUCUUUCAACAUCAAUAUUCCCAUGACAGACACAAGACGACCUGUUCAGUUGACCAGGUUUUACAAUACGCGUUAUGGAUCUCUGUUUGAGAGAAACAAGAAUAAGUUUCGAUUUAAGCCUGAUUUUGCUCAAGUGCAUCAGGAUCAAGGUGUGCCUGGAACAGACCAAUUUGCUUUAAUGAAUCAAUUUGUCUCAGUGACACCCAUGAUAGCAGCAUUCCAAGAAGCAAAUGUAGAUGAUUUAGACUUUAAUUUCGAUGCUUUAAACAAACAGUAAAGUUUGGCAUGAUGCCACUCAAGCUAAAGAGACUUACAAACCACAAUGAAUUGUACUCUGAUUAAAUCAUACUGAGAGUGAAUAAAGCAACAACCUUGAG
Messenger RNA from Gilbertella persicaria, 1358 nucleotides. RefSeq names its product survival protein sure-like phosphatase/nucleotidase. Gene Ontology annotation, cellular component: P-body. NCBI's taxonomy places the organism in Eukaryota, Fungi, Mucoromycota, Mucoromycetes, Mucorales, Choanephoraceae. Gene Ontology annotation, molecular function: hydrolase activity. The record is from RefSeq and is a predicted model, not a curated record. Bases 446 to 1258 code for a protein of 270 amino acids. The transcript is spliced from 5 exons.